CUUAUUAACGCGGACAAGGUGAAGUAGAACGAGCGAACACGUCGGUGAUUAUGUCUCCCUUACACAAGUGUCUGCUGAUUACGACGGCUGUUCUUUGCACGAGAUGUGAGAUAUGCAACGCCUACAUGCAGCGGGCAGCCGUAGAAAUCAAGAAUGGUCAUUGCACAUUUCAGGGAAGAGCUAUUCCUGUGAACCAGUCUAUUAGCCUUAAAGAUCCUUGUGAAGAAUGGACAUGUGAUCACGAAUCUAAUUCUGUGUCUAUAACUGGAUGUUCUCCAAUGGCAGCAGGAAGAGGUUGCCAGCUGGUGGACGGUAAAGGAGACUAUCCAGAUUGUUGCCCGCAGAUGCUGUGCUACUGAACUUAGAGCUAUAUGGUUUCUAGAUAUGAUGGAGGUUCCUGUGAUUCUACUCAACUGUGUACGUCAAGGCAGGCUACUGAGCAUGGUGAUUGGAAGGCUGAAUAAAAAUAU
This is a messenger RNA of Rhipicephalus microplus (southern cattle tick), 470 nucleotides long. Its product is annotated as complement inhibitor CirpT4. The record is from RefSeq and is a predicted model, not a curated record. NCBI's taxonomy places the organism in Eukaryota, Metazoa, Arthropoda, Arachnida, Ixodida, Ixodidae.